Messenger RNA from Pocillopora verrucosa, 521 nucleotides. The record is from RefSeq and is a predicted model, not a curated record. Lineage: Eukaryota; Metazoa; Cnidaria; Anthozoa; Scleractinia; Pocilloporidae.
AUGGACUCGGUUAAAGACAUCGUUUGUUUACACAGGACAUGUAAUAGGAUGCAUUCAAUGCUGCCUGAAGUCGUGACCGAGUAUCAGUGGAAAGGAGAGGAUUUUCACAUCUUUGGUCCGAGAGGUGGUCACUGGGCUCCUGAACAUUAUUUUGACGGACCAGUACUCCCGGGUAACGCGAUAAAACUAGAAUCGUCUGUGCUAUGGGAAGAUCAAGGUUUUGGGAACAGGAAAGGAGAAUUGUUCGUCCAUUUAAUGCGACCAAGUCGUACAGGAAAACCCCUCCAGAUAGCAGAACACCGACAGUUGUUUGGUAUCGCAGAGCACUACGAUAAGACGGCACAUAAAGUGCUUGGUAGAGAAGAUCCCAUCAUAGCUAAGUCAAGAAAAGGUGAUUUCUAUCGAUUUAUGAGGAAUGCUGGUGGCGGGGGAGGCCAUCAACUGAAAGUUAAAAACUUCAGAAUCAAGGCUACACUUUGCGAAGUCAAGAGUUGAAAUGAUCGAGUUUCACUAAAUAAACU